AGGGAGGGGACGCAAGCAGCGCAGAACCCGGAUGCUGAUGCUGCGCGUGUCGGAUGGGGAGAAGGAAUACAGGGAGAGUGAACGCUAGAAACCAGAGAAAGGCCCCACUGACAGAGGGACUGCUAUCCUUGCGGUCACAAGGCAACCGAAGCGAACGGAUUAAAGCCAGGCGGUUUCAAGCGACUGUAACGCAAACUCGAAAGAAUGACUCCACGCGCGGUAGCCGAGGCGACGGGAGGAGAGCGCGAGAAGAUGCUGUGAUGUGCUCAUAGCCAGCGCGAGCGUGCGGGAGGAAGGGAGGGGGAGAGGAGGCUCCUACGCUAGUUAGAAGAUGCUUGUAUUUUGACCAGCAAUGUGUCCCGUACGAAUAAAGCAAGCGAUUUCUGCGCAAACACUGUAGCUUACAAAAGCGCAAUGUACACUUGGCACGCGCCCGGUGGAUUAAUUGGCGGAUUCAUGUGACGGAAGACACCGAGGCUUUCUUUCGCGAAAGGGUGGCUGUUUUCUCCCGUACAGUUCUCCCAUAUUUCCGGAUGUGAGGCCUGGAAGAUACCAGUAGUUUAUAUCAGGCACGUCGGGACGCUCAUCCUUUACAUCCAAACAUUUAUUAAAAUAAAACGAAACACUUUGAAGAGUCAGGGACAAAAGAAAGAUUCACUUAAUCUUAGACAGAAUAAUACGUAUAAGUUGUCACAAACCGGAUGUGCGGUUCUUUCUCAGAAUAGAUGUGGCCAAGUUUUUAAUAAAUAGGUCACUUGCAGUUUAGCAACAACGUUGUAUAGUCUACAUGAAUAUAGUUUUAAAGAAAAGAUACCGGCGAAAACAAACUAAUGACUGAACCAGGCUGCCUAUUAUUCCUGUUAUCUUUACCUGUCUUCUAUAUUCAUAAUCAUUUUGGUGUCAUUCACAGCUAUUAUCUGAUGUAGUCAUAUAGUAGCCUAUCGGCCCAGAUUUAAUCGUGUCCCCUCAUCAUUCAUCCAACAGCAGCCACAGGCCGUUUAAAUCGCAAUAACAGCUGAAGUGUGGCGUAUAGGCUCGGCUGAACAAGCAACUCUUGUUUAUUUUUUUGAUAUUUUCGAACGGAAAAUGUUACCGAUCCAUUUCCACGAACUUUAAGGAGACGGCAGAUGUUUGGGAGUGGGCCACGGCACUGACAGCACGCCUCAGCAUCCCUGUGUCAUCGCUCACCGUCUGUGAUGUCUGUACGGCGGAGCUAUUACGUGAGCAGGACAGGCACCGGUGGAUACAUUGUGAAAAUACACUGAUUUACCCGCUUAUAUUGUGACACAAAAGCUCUGUCGAACGAAAUGUCCAGUAAGGAGUUGUCGGGGAGUCAGGCAGCUCAGUAUGUCGGGCCCUACCGACUGGAGAAGACGCUGGGGAAGGGCCAGACAGGUCUGGUGAAGUUAGGAAUUCAUUGUAUUACAGGACAGAAGGUGGCCAUAAAGAUAGUUAACAGAGAAAAGCUAUCAGAGUCUGUUCUUAUGAAAGUGGAGAGAGAGAUAGCUAUUCUUAAACUAAUAGAGCACCCUCAUGUCCUAAAACUGUAUGAUGUGUACGAGAAUAACAAAUAUCUGUAUCUAGUGCUGGAACAUGUAUCUGGUGGGGAGCUAUUUGACUACCUGGUAAAGAAAGGCAGAUUGACGCCAAAAGAGGCUCGAAAGUUCUUCAGACAAAUCAUAUCUGCUCUGGACUUCUGUCACAGUCACUCUAUAUGCCACAGAGAUCUUAAGCCUGAAAACCUCCUGCUUGAUGAGAAGAAUAAUAUCAGGAUUGCUGACUUUGGCAUGGCCUCCCUACAGGUUGGGGAGAGUCUGCUGGAGACCAGCUGUGGAUCACCCCAUUAUGCAUGUCCUGAGGUCAUCAGGGGAGAGAAAUACGAUGGACGUCGGGCAGAUGUAUGGAGCUGUGGGGUUAUUCUCUUUGCUCUGCUGGUGGGAGCGUUGCCCUUUGACCAUGAUAACCUGCGUCAACUGUUGGAGAAGGUGAAGAGUGGGGUAUUUCACAUGCCUCACUUCAUUCCUCCAGACUGCCAGGCUCUCCUCCGUGGCAUGAUUGAGGUUAACCCUGAGAAACGCUUCACGUUGGAAGAAAUACAAAAGCACCCCUGGUAUCAAGGGGGCAGGAACGAGCCAUGUCCAGAGCAGCCACCCCCGAGGCGUGUGUGUGUGAAGAGGAUUCUGUCUCUUACAGAUCUGGACCCUGAUGUUCUGGAGAGCAUGCACUCCUUGGGCUGCUUCAGAGACCGUGUCAAGCUCACCAGAGACCUGCAGUGUGAAGAAGAAAACCAGGAGAAGUUGAUCUACUAUCUUCUGUUGGACAGAAAGGAGCGCUACCCUAGUUAUGAAGAUGAACUUCUUCCACCCAGAAAUGAUGUUGAUCCUCCCCGUAAGCGGGUGGACUCGCCCAUGUUGACCCGUCAUGGGCGUUGUCGGCCGGAGAGAAAGAGUCUGGAGGUACUGAGUGUGACAGAGCAGGGCUCUCCGACACCUCCCCGCAGAGCACUGGAUACCUCUGCACAUAGCCAGAGGUCUCGGUCAGUUAGCGGAGCUUCAACCGGCCUCUCAUCCAGUCCCCUCAGCAGCCCUCGAUCCAAAGACCCCAAAGCAGGAAGUUCCACCACACCCCGGGCGUCCCAACGCGCACCUGACCAAAAAACCCAGACCCUACCCUCAAAAGCAGCCUCUGACCGUCCCCACCUGCAGUCUAUGAAGUCCCUCCCCCUGCAGACUCCUCCGUCUCCUUCACCCUCCCCCUCUCCGCUCCUGUCCCCCAUCCCUCGCUUCUUCUUCCCUGCUCCUUCUGUCCUGAAGUCUGUCACUAAGACCAUCUAUCCUAACUCUGCCCAUGUGUCGCAGGUCACCCCACAGGGCUCCCCACUCCCCACCCCUCUGGGGACUCCUGUGCACCAUCCCCAGCACCCCCCUCCCACCCCCUGGAGGACACGCCUCAACUCCUUCAAGAACAACCUGCUGGGUUCGCCACGCUUCCACCGCCGAAGGCUACAGGUUCCUACGUCAGAAGAUAUGUCCAGUUUAACUCCAGAGUCCAGCCCAGAGCUGGCAAAGAAGUCGUGGUUUGGAAAUUUCAUCAGUCUGGAAAGGGAAGAGCAAAUUUUUGUGGUGAUCAGAGACAAGCCACUAAGCUCAAUCAAGGCUGACAUUGUCCACGCCUUCCUAUCGAUUCCCUCCCUGAGUCACAGUGUCAUCUCUCAGACAAGUUUCCGGGCGGAGUACAAGUCCUCCGGAGGUCCGUCUGUCUUCCAGAAGCCUGUCAAAUUUCAGGUUGACAUUGCCUUUUCUGAGGGAGUGAGAGAACGAGAGAGGGAGAAAGAGAGAGAAAGGGAGGGAAGGAGAGAGACUGGCAUCUACAGCGUCACCUUCACCCUGUUAUCAGGUCCUAGUCGCAGGUUUAAAAGAGUGGUAGAGACCAUUCAAGCUCAGCUUCUCAGUACACAUGACCAGCCCUCUGUGCAGGCGCUUACAGAUGAGAAAAAUGGGCUUUCAUCUCGCCCACCCAGCACACCGACCCGUCAGAACUCUCGUCGCUCGGAGGGCGGAGGUGAUCGCGGUGAGCGAUCAGAACGCGGCGAUCGAGGAGAAGGGAGCAGUAUUGGCGGUAGUGCGAGUGUACUACAAAGGAAGGGGUCUGGCAAGGAUAAAACUCGCCUCCUUUCCUCAAAUGGGACCCAGUCUCAGCCCUAAGUGAACUAAUCAGACAAGCUUUUGAGCGGGAGGGGACAAUCCCCGCUCUUGAUUCCCCCCAGACACGACUCCCUCAUAGUCCAUCUGCACAGUACACAACAACAGGUAUACUCAGCCUUGAUUUUCACAUCACUAGCGGAAACCCUGGGAUCCAACUGCAACAAUAGGAGAGUCAGGAGUCUAUCCACAUGGAAGUGUUCUUACAUGCAAAUAAUCGUCUGAUGAAAAAAUUAUGAUAUCACUUAUCCUUCUUAGGAACAAAGGAUUUGAAAAGUGGAAGCAAGAUGUAUCGCUUAAUAUAAACCCCAGCUAUAAAUUAUUUCAUACAGUACAAACAAGGAGAUUGACAUACCGGUGAACAUCCAGUGAUCUAAUGGCAACAAACUAUUUAAGGAGGAACAAACACUAAGUGGGACAGGAAAGAAUGUCUCUAAAACUUCAUCAUCAUCAUCAUAAGCAAUGAUCCAUCAGAAAAUCACUAAGAGCUGUUUGAGGUAGAGAAAAGCAAACAUGUCGGGAAAAAGUGGGAAGUUCUUCAUUCUUAACACCACUUGGAGCACAAAAAAAAAAGGAUUUCUAGAACACUAUGUAAAGAAAAGAAUAGGGAUUUUUUUAGAACGGGAAUCUAUUUUGUAACCCAAGAUGCUACUAUAGUCCUAUGUGACUAUACCUUCAUGAUCUGAGGACAGAUGACGCCUUUAGCGAGAUGUUAAGUGUUGAAGAUAUAGGCUAUGUUAACACUGAUUGUUCAAGCUUGUGCUUUAGAUCUUGAACUCUGUGAUAUGUUGUAGAUCAAAUAAUCAGUCAGUUUCAGAUAUGCAGUGGAGAGCUGUCCACUGGAAGCUACAGUUGGCAAAAUUGGGCGGUUUUAAGUCACUGCAGUUCUGAGAGUACCUCAGAUCUACCCCACUCACUAAGCAGGGCACAGAGGGAUGAGCAGGCAUCUAGAUUUCCUAUGACAUGUUCACACGGAAACCGAACAAGAGGAACAAAAUAGCCAGUCACUCCCUUGUGUCAUACAAAGAGACAGUGGGAGAAAAAAUGUAAAAGCCUCCACUGUUUUCUCAUGUGACUCCUGGUAGAACUUCCAUAAUAAGUGGAAGUCCACAAAAGUCUUUUUUUUGGUUUCUACUUCGAUAUUUAUAUUAUAUUUUAGAGCUGGGAUGUGAAAUAUUUCUGUCAACAAAAUGAAGUGAAUGUCAAAAAACAAAAAUAUAAAUAUUUUAAAU
Molecule: messenger RNA, 4933 nt
Organism: Sinocyclocheilus anshuiensis
Lineage: Eukaryota; Metazoa; Chordata; Actinopteri; Cypriniformes; Cyprinidae
Product: serine/threonine-protein kinase BRSK1-like
Exons: 20
Coding region: 1308-3704 (798 amino acids)
Biological process (GO): protein phosphorylation; intracellular signal transduction
Cellular component (GO): cytoplasm
Molecular function (GO): protein serine/threonine kinase activity; ATP binding
Source: RefSeq, a predicted model, not a curated record